AUGUUGUGGACUGGUCUCAUCUGUCUUUUUGCCUUGUGCCAGGCACAGGAGAUCAAGCAGUUGCCUGGGGUCAACUUCGAGCUCACCUUCAAGCACUACUCCGGCUUUUUCCAAGUCUCCGAUACUCACCUUCUCCAUUAUUGGUUUGUUGAGUCUCAGAAUGAUCCUACAAGCGAUCCGCUAAUCUUCUGGUUCAAUGGCGGUCCAGGAUGCUCAUCACUGGACGGCCUUCUCAAUGAAAUGGGACCGUAUGUGGCAAAUGCUGACGGAAAGAGUCUUCGGGAAAAUCCUUAUUCUUGGAAUAAGAUGGCCUCAGUUGUAUAUAUUGAAUCUCCUGCCGGCGUAGGAUAUUCCUACGCGACCGAUGGGAAUAUCACCACCAACGAUGACCAAACGUCACUUGAGAACUACGAGGCUGUCAAGCAAUUCUUCACG
Molecule: messenger RNA, 435 nt
Organism: Cooperia oncophora
Lineage: Eukaryota; Metazoa; Nematoda; Chromadorea; Rhabditida; Trichostrongylidae
Source: the annotation of a GenBank genome assembly